Molecule: messenger RNA, 6505 nt
Organism: Ostrinia nubilalis (European corn borer)
Lineage: Eukaryota; Metazoa; Arthropoda; Insecta; Lepidoptera; Crambidae
Gene: capu
Exons: 14
Coding region: 131-5143 (1670 amino acids)
Biological process (GO): cortical actin cytoskeleton organization
Cellular component (GO): cytoplasm; cytoskeleton
Molecular function (GO): actin filament binding
Source: RefSeq, a predicted model, not a curated record
AAUGGGCUGUGAGUUUGCAAAUACUACUAGUCCUGUAGUUUCAGUCUAAAUUCAGUUUUAUAACGCUACGGGAUACGAAGAUGUCUUCCAAAAGUCAGUUCUAAAAUAAUUGAUUAAGCCCCAUUUAAAAAUGGGUAACAUUCAAGGUAAUGAGAAACAACCUAAAACUGGAAAAUCACCUGCAAAAAGUAAACAUUUCAUAAGGAACCUAAACAGAAAAUCACCAGGUAGAGACAGUAAAAAACAUGGGAAGAAAAAGGGUGAUGCAAAACGCGAGACGAUCGAUAGGGAGUUUGAUAAAACGCCAGAUUCCGAUAACAAUGAAGCGAUCGAAACAUCCGAUAACGAUACGGUCGAGUGCGUGUUGUCAACAUCGCGGCGGGAUGCGGAGGGCGAGUCGGCGAGCGUGCACUCCGAGGUAACGGUGACCAGGUGCGAGUCGCGCGCGGGGCCGCGGUCACCGACCCGCGACCACUCCGCCCCGGCUGCCUCGGAGAACGACUCCCCGUCCGAGUCAGUGUUCACGGACCCGCUCACGCCGCUCGCCGUCGAGCUCAACCAGUGCUACUACUCCGCGGAGAGCGACAGCGCGCUCGACGAGCCUCCGCGCACCCUCACGCCCUCGCUGUCGGCGGCCGCCGCGCGCUCCGGCUCGCAGCUCGACAUGCCGCACGACGACGCCGCCUCCUCGCUGUCAACGGAUGACAUGGAAAAAGAAGAAAAAAGCGACGUAUUUGAUGACACUAGUGACAGGGGCGAUGAAAAGGUUAUGGGCGCUAUAAUUUCGGGGUUUCGCGGCGACCACAUAGACCGCAGUGCGCACGAGUGCAGCCAUGACUUCCGCGACAACCGGCUGAAGGCUUGUCCAGGGCAAACGUCGUUUACCCUCUCCAAGCACCGCAAGGUGGAGCUGACUCCCGUCGCCUGUGAAGCUUCGCUCAGUAUGCUUGAUAACGAAAAAGACCGAAGGCACUCGAGUGUCAGCGACAUGCCCAUGGGAGAGUCGAACGUGCUGCGCAAGGUGGCGUCGCUGACUCUGGAUAAGCACGCCGAGAACAGGGUGCUGCGCCCCCGGUUCGUGCCGGAGAAGCUCGACUUCCAACUGUACGAGAAGUUUGAAGGACAGAUGCUUUUAAAUUGGUUUCUAUCAUCGAUUUCUGAGAAUAAUCACUUGAAAAACUUGUUGAACCCACAAGAUCUGAAAAACCUUGGAAUUCAAUAUUGUACUCACCUAUUAGCAGCUGGAGUUCUGAGGCAGAUUUCAGACAAAGAUGCACCUACCGAAAACAUAUUCAAGCCGAAUCUGAUGUACUACUGGGCACAUAUGGAGACACCAGCAUCCCAGCCCGUGACCCCGGGACGCCUACACAUGGCUGCUUGGCCUCCUGACAAAGAGUUACUACCGCAAAUAACUCAAGAUCAACUUAUUGUAACUAAUCGUUGCAAUGUAGACAAUAAAUUCUUUAAUCAAAAUAAUAAUGAAGAAAUAAGUGACAUCAAUGAAGCAAAAGUAACCAUUUCACAGCUAAAACAAAAACUUCAAGAACUGGAAUUCCAAUUAGAAAAAUAUAAGAUUAAUGCUCAAAUAGAUGCUCUAAACAAAAAUUUAGGAAAGAGUUUUGACUCACCUUCUCAAGUGGUAGCUAAGACUAAAGUAGAACUAACGAAUAAAGAAGUACAGACAUCUUAUGAAAUUAAUAAACUCUCCUACAGGCCUUUGAUAAUACCUGACCCACAUUCAAAGUCAAAUGUAAAUAUUGAUAAUUCAGUAGUAGUAAGUAGUUGCCUAAAAGAUAUAGAAUUGAAAACUGAAAAUAGAUCUGAUAAAAUUGAAAACUAUUGUAAGUUAAAUAAAAGUAGAGAUUAUAAUGAAGCAAUUAGAAAAAUGGAUGUUCCUAAAAAUGCAGAAGAUAAUGCAAACAGCUCAAGGGAUGUAAAGGAUGAUAAUACAAUAGCUGUAAAUAGGAAUAUCAAUAAAUGUGCACAUCAUCCUAAUAAUAGUGCAACAUGCAUAAUUUCUUGCUGUUGCUGUUCCUCUGAUGCAUCAUUUCUUAGUGCAUUAACUUCAAGUGAGUCAAUGAGCAACCAAACAGAAUGUGCUUUGGAAUCAGAUGAACUGGCAUUGAAAAAUAACACUGAUUUGAAAAACACUCCUAUCACUGAAAUGUUAUUUACAAGCAUUAAGAAGAAUGUUACAUCGGAAACUAGUCAACAUUCAGCAAUUAAUACGUCCAGUGCACCAUCAUCAGAAAUAAAAGACGAAAAUUCUUAUUCUAAAUUGGAACAGAACAUUCCAGAAGAAGACAGUAGUAUUCAUCUAGCUAGUCUAUCCCCACCGACAUCUAGUAUUUCUACAAGUGAGACGCCGUCAGUAUUAAUUUGCCCAAAGCCACCGUCUCCCACUAGUCAACCCUCGACGCAGCCGCCUCCGCCGCUGCCGGGCGCGGCGCCGUCCCCGCCGCCCACGCCAGGGACGAAGGAAGCCACAGCGGCUACUUCAGCGCCGUCAUUGUCUGAAUUAGUUUUGUCUGAACAUGAACAACCACAUACACCUGAUGUACCAACUGGCACUUCAGCGCCAGAAAUGUCUUCUGCCCCACCGCCAAUUCCUCCACCACCAUCAGCUGAAUUAUUAAUACCUUCAUCUCCAGUGGCUGGACUAGGUCCACCCCCACCUCCAAUGCCAGAUUUGGGGCCACCCCCACCUCCAAUGCCAGAUAUGGGGCCACCUCCACCCCCUAUGCCUAAUAUGGGUCCUCCUCCUCCGCCAAUGCCUGAAAUGGGGCCACAUCCUCCCCCAAUGCCAGGAAUGGGACCUCCCCCUCCCCCUAUGCCUGUAAUGGGGCCUCCACCUCCCCCUAUGCCGGGUAUGGGACCACCUCCUCCCCCUAUGCCCGGAAUGGGCCCUCCACCUCCUCCAAUGCCUGGAAUGGGCCCUCCUCCUCCUCCAAUGCCUGGAAUGGGGCCUCCCCCACCGCCAAUGCCUGGAAUGGGGCCUCCCCCACCGCCAAUGCCUGGAAUGGGGCCUCCCCCACCGCCAAUGCCUGGAAUGGGGCCUCCCCCACCGCCAAUGCCUGGAAUGGGGCCUCCCCCACCGCCAAUGCCUGGAAUGGGGCCACCGCCACCUCCUUUGCCUGGAAUGCCGGGAGCAAGCCCCCUGCCGCCGCCUAUGCCAGGGAUGGGCCCCCCACCACCGCCGCCGAUAUCAGGCCCGCCGCCGCCGCCGGGUCAAAUGCCGUACUCAGGACCAGUGCCGUUCCCCGCCCCGCCUGUUGGUGGUUGGAGCAUGCAACGAUCGACUCUAAGAAAAACACCUGUGAAACCUGCUGCGCCUAUGAAGCCGUUAUAUUGGACACGAAUUCUAGCAAAUCAAGUAGCGCCUCCCUGCCAGGGCGAAUCAGAUUCUGUACUUUUAAAGCCUCUGUGGCUUGAAAUCGAAGAAACGAACUUAGACAACAUCGAAGAGUUUACAGAUCUGUUUUCGCGGCAAGUUGUAAAAGCACCGGUUAAGAAGAAAGUUGAAGUUAAAACUAAGAUUCAACCAGUGAAGAUAUUAGAUAGUAAAAGGUCCCAAAACGUGGGUAUUCUUGCUCAAAGCUUGCACGUCGAGUUUUCGGAAAUAGAAAAUGCUAUAUAUAAUUUUGAUACUUCUGUCGUAAGUUUAGAAGCUCUACAGCAAAUAUAUGAGUUGCGUGCUACCGACGAGGAAUUGGCUAUGAUAAAAGAACACUUGAAGAGCAAAUCCGAUGUGCCACUAGAUAGACCAGAGGCAUUCUUACACGACUUAUCUGGGAUCCCCAAUUUUGCGGAGAGGAUAUCAUGCUUCAUGUUCCAAGCCGAUUUCGAGGAUGCUGCCAGCACAACAAUGCACAAGUUAGACAAUUUGAAACACACGUGUGAGUUUCUAAUGACCAGUGAAUCUCUAAAGAAAUUAUUUGCUAUUAUAUUAACACUCGGUAAUUAUAUGAAUGGUGGAAAUGGGCAAAGAGGACAAGCUGAUGGCUUUGGGUUGGAGAUUCUUUCAAAACUGAAAGAUGUAAAGUCGAAGCAAUCGAACGUGACUCUGCUGCACUUCAUCGUGCGCACUUACAUGCGCGCAUGCGGCGGCGCCCUGGCGGCCGCGUGCGCGCUGCCCGUGCCCGAGCCCGGCGACGUGGCGCGCGCCGCCGCGCUCGACUUCCAGGACGUCGCCGCCGGCCUGGCCGCGCUCACGCACAACUUGGAAGGUGAGCGCACUUCAUCGUGCGCGCUGCCCGUGCCCGAGCCCGGCGACGUGGCGCGCGCCGCCGCGCUCGACUUCCAGGACGUCGCCGCCGGCCUGGCCGCGCUCACGCACAACUUGGAAGGUGAGCGCACUUCAUCGUGCGCGCUGCCCGUGCCCGAGCCCGGCGACGUGGCGCGCGCCGCCGCGCUCGACUUCCAGGACGUCGCCGCCGGCCUGGCCGCGCUCACGCACAACUUGGAAGGUGAGCGCACUUCAUCGUGCGCGCUGCCCGUGCCCGAGCCCGGCGACGUGGCGCGCGCCGCCGCGCUCGACUUCCAGGACGUCGCCGCCGGCCUGGCCGCGCUCACGCACAACUUGGAAGGUGAGCGCACUUCAUCGUGCGCGCUGCCCGUGCCCGAGCCCGGCGACGUGGCGCGCGCCGCCGCGCUCGACUUCCAGGACGUCGCCGCCGGCCUGGCCGCGCUCACGCACAACUUGGAAGCUUGCAAGGAAAAAACCAAGAAAAUCCUUGACUCAGGUGCGCAUUUAGAGGAGUCUCCUUCGGGCGAAGGACCAAAGAGGCUCGAAGUGUUCAGAGAAAAAAUGUCUACUUUCUUAAAUGCAGCCGAAGAAAAACUUAAGACUGAAUACGAAAACUUAGAAGAUUGUCGUAGUAAAUUUAUAGCAACGAUAAAAUUUUACCAGUACACCCCAAAAUGUGGCAAAGUUGAAGACUGUGAGCCUAAGGAAUUCUUCAGUCUGUGGACAUCAUUUUGCAGUGACUUCAAAGAUAUUUAUAAAAAGGAAGAACAGAUUGCUAUAAAAGAAAAGUUAAAAGAAGCCAAAAAAAUGCAAGAGGAACGAAAAUCAUUAACCCAGCCGAAAAAAGAAGGAGGCCUAAAAGCACGACUGCAGAAGUUAUCAAGUACCAGAAAAUAAUUAUAUUCUCUGCCAUUGCUUAAGCACAAAUAAUUCAAACAUUUGCCAUUUAAUUUAAAUAUUUUUAUAAUAUUUAUCGGUAAUUAUAAGUUAUGUUUAUUCUCUAGACUGCAAUCUAAGAUUAAGCGUUACAAUUGCCACCACUUUUAAUAUUGGUACAUUGAUAGUUUACAAAAUACAUCUAAACAAAAUUGGCACCUGUUUCAAACAGAACCCAACUGAGCUUAAAAUUAGAUUGAAGUCUAGAGAUGAUGUGCAGUACAUUAAUAUUAAUUAAUUUAACUUAUAAAGUGCAUUUCAGUGAUCAACGAAAAUUAAAUACAUUCCAUUUAAAAAUACUGUAUUGUGGUUUAUGCAUCUUUUGUGAAUUAAUGUCGAUUUCAGUUACAAAAAUGCUUUGUUUUUUAAACUUGCAUAAUGUUAAAAGAAUGUAGGCAUAAAAGUCAAUAAAUAGGCAUAUAAUUAAACUUGAACUAUUUCGCUUUUCUCAUAUAAUCUGGUUAAUAAAAUCAAUUUUGAUAUACCCAAUUGAACAAAUUAUGUUAUUGUUAGAGUUCAAUUUCAUUAAGUUGAAAGUAUUAACUGAAAAGAAUAUGUAUCAACAAACCUGUUUUUUGUGUAUUCAACAUUAUUUAACCCAAUUGAGAUUUAUUAUAAAAACCAUAAUGCUUAAAUUACAAUGUAUAAUGAGCAACACUUUGCUAGAAUGUUAUAAAAUUUUUGGAGAAAAAAAUAAUAUUAUAAAAGUUAAUGGUGCAUGCAGCUUAAUGCACACUCGGCCGAUAGCAAUGUACCAUUUACGUCGUUUUUAAAAUAAAAAACAAUUUCAGCAAUCAUUAAUUUUAUGUAUUAAAAUUAAUUAUCUUAAAUCAUUAGUAAAUUAGAUUUUCCCUGCUCAAUCAACUUAUGCGUUAUUUCAAUUACACAUUGUAUAAAAUAUAUUUUAUCUUCAUAAUGAAACUAAGAUUAUGCAAAUUACUACUGUAGGUAAAGCUAGAACAUUGAAGUAUAUCAAUAUGAAUAUGUGUGCAGUUCACAUUCAGCUGAUGUUUAAUAUUUGAGUACAUAUUAACUAAUAUUCUCAGCUGAACAUUUAACAAUAAUUGGCUUUAACUUCAACAGUUUUUAUGGCCAAAGCUAAUUUUAAAAAGUAUCACCUAUAACUAAGACCUAAACAGGCUUGUUUAUUAUCUUUUAUUUAGGGCAUAUAAAAACAAAAAUAUUAUGAAUAAUUUAUUGUACCUGAUCUAACUAUGUAUAAAAUCAACAUAUGAUUUUAGGAUAUCUUUAUCUACACAAAUGGUGCUGUACUGUAACAUUUAUAUUGUAAAUAACUAUGAAAUAUACUACUGUAAUUGUAAA